AUGUCCGCCAACCCAUCUCCCGUCGUGCCCUCUCCCGCACACAAAACACCACUCACACACUCAACGCGCGCCAACACCCGCGCAAAUACGCGUGCAAACACUCGCGCCAACACUCCCGCCGCACCCCAGGACCCAACAUCCCCAGAUCCAACCACCGCCCCGUUCCCGCCCCCGCAAACUUUCGACAUCCUCCCCCCUCUCCACACCCUCUUCAUCCGCCUCCUCUCCACCCCGCCGCACGCCCAACAAGCGGCCGCAGCUAACCCAGACAUCAUCAGUGCCCGGACCGACCCGGCGUCUCUCUCUACCCCCGGUGGCGAUACGACGGGGAUGCAUGCGCUGGACCCUCGUGCUCUGGUGACGGGAGCGAGUGCGGUGAAGAUACGGAUCCAAAAGGCAAGGAGUGCGGUUGAGGAGUUGCCGGAUAUACACAGGUCGGUGGAGGAGCAGGAAGCAGAGAUCAAGCAGUUGGAGCAGAGGAUUGUGCGGUUAAAGGGGAUCAUCCAGGAUUUUGGGCGGAGGAGCGGUGAGGUUGUGAAUGGGACAUGA
Messenger RNA from Uncinocarpus reesii 1704, 549 nucleotides. RefSeq lists its product as uncharacterized. Gene Ontology annotation, molecular function: transcription coregulator activity. Gene Ontology annotation, cellular component: mediator complex. Lineage: Eukaryota; Fungi; Ascomycota; Eurotiomycetes; Onygenales; Onygenaceae. The record is from RefSeq and is a predicted model, not a curated record. The coding region runs from base 1 to 549 and encodes 182 amino acids. Gene Ontology annotation, biological process: regulation of transcription by RNA polymerase II. The transcript has a single exon.